This is a messenger RNA of Vigna unguiculata (cowpea), 623 nucleotides long. RefSeq lists its product as uncharacterized. The record is from RefSeq and is a predicted model, not a curated record. Gene Ontology annotation, biological process: photosynthesis. Lineage: Eukaryota; Viridiplantae; Streptophyta; Magnoliopsida; Fabales; Fabaceae. Gene Ontology annotation, cellular component: membrane; photosystem II.
AAAUCUCAAUUUCAUUAUCCAUUCUCUGAGCUUCAACCUCUUCAGCAGAAUCUUCAGUUCAGAGCAACCAAGGCAACUCCUGAGAUGGCUUCAGCUUCUGUUCCAGUGGCUUUGUCUCUGACCUCUGUCACGCACACCAAGCCUUCAUCCCAAGCCUUCUUCAAGCCACUGCCAAAGAGGACCCUCUCAAAAAAGCCACCGUCAAAAUCCAACCUUCAAAUUAAUGCAUCUUUGAAGGAGAAGGCAGUGACAGGACUCACAGCCGCCACCGUCACAGCCUCCAUGGUGAUCCCGGAGGUGGCUAAUGCUGCUGCAUCCGAUUUCUCUCCUUCUCUCAAGAACUUUCUACUCAGCAUCUUCGCCGGUGGAGUUGUGCUGGUAGCCAUAUUUGGAGCAGUUGUUGGUGUUGCCAACUUUGAUCCGGUGAAGAGGACUUAAACUAUGCUCUAUACUUCUUUUCAUUUCUCUGCCUUUCUCAAUCUUCUCAUUUCUUACUUUAUGUGAGUUUAUGCGACUGGUUCUGUUAUAUAUGCACACUAUAUAUCUCUUCUGCACUUUAUUUUGUACCCUCGUACUUCUUAACUUUAUAAUAUAAUAACAACUGCGUUUGAUCCGGGGUUCAA